UUGAAGGCAAAGACUGAUUAGUUGUUGAUCAGUCGGCCAAAUGAACGGACUGCGACUGAGCUCGCCGGACACCUCCCUGACGGACAUGGAGCGGGUACUGGACCACGCGGGCGUCAUGCACGUGCCCUCCGAUGCGAUGCUGUCUCAUACGGUACUCAGUGGAAAGAUGGUCCCCUCACCGGUCAAUCACUCCAACAAGAAUGACUGCGAGGGCCAUCACGGUCGCACGCUGGACAAGAUGUCCUACGGCACCGGGAACGAGGUCAGCAGCACGCCGACGACUACGGGUAGUCCGAACGCGGACGGCCACACCAACCUCGGAGGCUCAGCUGGCGAGGACGAUAAACAGGUCAAACAGAAGCGACACCGGACCCGCUUCACGCCCGCGCAGUUGAACGAGCUGGAGCGCAACUUCGCCAAGACCCACUAUCCGGACAUCUUCAUGCGGGAGGAGAUUGCCAUGCGCGUUGGCCUCACCGAGUCACGCGUACAGGUCUGGUUUCAGAACCGCCGUGCCAAGUGGAAGAAGCGUAAGAAGACUACAAAUGUGUUCCGGUCUCCAGGCUCUCUGCUGCCCUCACACGGCCUACCCCAGUUCCCCUCAGCGAUGGGCGCCGAGCCUUUCUGCAACUUCCACAGCAACGUGGACUCCCGGGGCUGGCCCACCUCUAUGCAGAUGUCCCAAAUGGGCGGGGCGUCGCCCUCCCUUGCCCUGCCACCCACCUUACCCCGCCAGGGGCUAGGCCAGGGCUUGAGCCAGAUGGGUGGGAUGGGCGGGUCCGGGCCCAUCGGCCAAUCGGCGGCCUCCAACCUGCAGAACCUGACGGGAGGGCUGACGGCCAUGUCCGGCAACAACCACAUGCAGUCCAUGUAUCAGCCCAGCUUCGGCGGGGUGGGCUCGGCCGUGUCGUCGGCCUCGGCGGUGGCGGCCGGCGGCGGCGGGGUCAUGCCCAGCUCGCCCACCGGCAACACCAACGCGUCCAUGGCCGGGGAUUUCUCCUGCUCGGCGGCCACCAGCGACGGCGGCGACAUGUGGCGGGGGACUAGCAUUGCGUCCUUGAGGCGGCGAGCGCUAGAACACACUGCCACCAUCAACGGAAUUUUCAGAUGACUAUUGACUUUCUGAUAGGUCGUCGUUCGGUCCCGUUUUAUUCCAAAACACCACGGUCAACAUUCCUCUCUCGUAAGCGCUAUUAAACGACAUAUUUUCAAUUUAAAGACGCGAUAGUAUACUUCACACAUGUAGAAGCCAAUUUUCCCCCUUGUGACCUUAUUUGAUAUACUGUAAAAAAAAUACCUCAAGAAGGCCAAACAGGUAAAACGAUGUCGAAAAAUACCUUGAGUUUUGAAAACAAAACGGAUUCAGAGAAAUAAUGAUGUAUUAAAUUCCCGGGAAAACUCUCCAACACGAUGAGAGACUUUGAGACGCUGGUGGCAGUAGACAAACUGGUCCCUUUUCACAGUAUUGCGCUUGCUCGGAAUUAUACACGCAUGAUCAAAGCAACGUGCGCAUGCUCAAACUGUUACAAAGGUUAUCAAGCGUCCAUAUCAAUAUUUAACAUUAAUAAAAACGAAAUUAUUCUGUAGUUUUUGCCAUGUAUUAUUUGGAAAUUCCAGUCAUGCGUCUUAUCGUUGCAUAGCUGUUGGCGUCUCAUUUGGAGACAAUUAAUGGUGGAGUACCUAUUGUUUCUUUCUUUGUUAUUUUUUGUGUCACAAGAACUACGUACUCACUACGCAAACUCGAGCAGACCCGACACCUAUCUUAAACACUACGGGUCUAAAUGUGUGACUGUCGGGGUGGACGUGGUAAAAUGCGGAACGAAGAGCCCAUAACGUCAGACAUCUGAUGCAUAAAAAAAGGUUCUGAUCUGAUGAAAGACAUUGUAGGCACUUGUCAUGUCAGAAAUUACCGAAAUGACAUUUGCCAGUUUCCUUUAAAAGUGAAAAGUUCAUUUAACAAUUCAAACAUCGUGCUCGGAGCUGACAACACAAUUUUUCAUUUUUCUAGGAAGGCAACUUUUCAAACCUGCCUUUCUUUCCAAUCCCAGAAACCGAGUAAAAAUACACAAAUUUGAAUAUUGUCGGCGGUCUGAAUUAUCAAAUUAUAUGAAACUUAUUUUAACGUGAAAAAAAAACUUGAACAGGAGCCGUACCUUCAAGGGCUGGGAAUGUACAUAGUAUUUUCGUGGUAAUACAGUUUACUCUAUUUAUCGAUGUGCAAUACUAAGUCUUGUAUUCACUUUACUUUGCCGAUGGUAGUGUAGGAGUUUUAUAUAACGCUGGCCGCUGGUGGUUUUGAGAGACCGAUGAAAAUUUUCAAGGACAAAUUUAGCAGAUUAAUAAAGGCAAAAGAGUGAAAAAUUCAUUCUCCAAAAGAGGGAGCUCCUUAUAAAAAAGACUCCAAAGGAGUGAGAACCAUUCUAGAAAGAUUUAUGAUCACUCCAAAAGAGGAACCAUAGUUAUUCUUUUUACGAGUUUUCCCUCAUGUGGCCUUUUGAAAGAGAGGAAAUUUCACUCUUUUUGGAGUGGUUUUUAGUCUAGACUUCUCAGAAUAAUUUCCUAUAUUUUGCAACGGGCUCACUCUUUUGGAGAGUGGGUUGUUUAUAACCCUUCGUUGUGCACCACGGGACAGAAAUAAAUAUUGAGAGAUGUGAGCGAUCAUUUUCGCUCCACAUUCGUCAACAUGGAACCAUAAUGAUAAAAGGACCAUAAUAUAAUAACUCCCUUUCCUGCUGGUCGUGUUCCGGACUGCCCCCGCUGAUGGUAGCUUUUGUAAACCAGGAUCAUGCACUAGAUAAGUUUGGUGACUGUAGUCUUCACUAACUGGUGUAGUUCUUGUAAAAAAAGUUCUUUUAAUUUCACUGUGUAUAGGAUGCUGGUGCAAGCCAGGUAUAUAUCUCAAUUUUUUCCUUGCUUUGAUAGAAAAAAGGUGAGUGGCUUUCAAAAGAUUUGGACUUUAUUUCUUAACACUGCAAAAUUCCGUAGGCCUUGAUUUCAAACGUCUUGGAUACCUAAGUAGGACCGUUCAAACUGAUUCGGUGACCGUUAAUGUAGUGCCACAUCCGUGGGUGUGGUCAGAAAGGGGUAAGUCCUCUUUCGGGGGGGGGGCAAAGCAGUCAUAAGCAGGUCAUCGGCACACCGUUACAGAUAGAAGGGAUCGAUGAAGAGGUAUCCUUUUCAUGCAAAUUGGCUAUUGUUAUCCCUUCUCAAAUGGGGAAAAGCUCUUCACACCCGCUCGAAGCUUUCGACAAACGCCCAUAAAAUACGGAACCAGUGGCUCAACCACAGUAACGGGAUAUCAGAGCGACUCCCUUCGUCACGCCCCCCCCCUCCCAGAACUCCCGCCUCACUUUCAACUGCAGAUCUGUUCAUUUAGCCUUUAUCAGAUUAAUAUCAGUUUCAUAAACGCCCUCUCGGGCGUUGUUUUAGAGCGUGUAACCUUCUACCAAGUUAGCGCAAACGAUCACCCGAUCACAAUCGCAUCUGACCGGCGCUCGAUAUCGUCGAUGCUUCGCUCGUUCCUUCCACCGUCAAGGCUGUACGAGCCUUCGCUGAUGUUUUUCCUCUUCCCCAAUCGACCCACAUUAAUAUUUUUUCGAGCAAGCUUCAUUAGGUCUUCAUUCUCCGCUAAUUCCGCCGACCUAAUUCAUCCCUUGGCCAAUGGGGAAAAUUGUUAUCAUAUAUAGCUGUGGUCAUAAAAGUGUCAUAUUUUGAUGUAAAUAAUAAUAUAAUGAUUUUCCCAGUGAUUAUAAAAUGUAUGAAUAAAGAU
This is a messenger RNA of Acanthaster planci (crown-of-thorns starfish), 3769 nucleotides long. Its product is annotated as homeobox protein orthopedia-like. Gene Ontology annotation, molecular function: DNA binding; DNA-binding transcription factor activity, RNA polymerase II-specific. Gene Ontology annotation, biological process: regulation of DNA-templated transcription; neuron differentiation. The record is from RefSeq and is a predicted model, not a curated record. Lineage: Eukaryota; Metazoa; Echinodermata; Asteroidea; Valvatida; Acanthasteridae.